AAGAAAGUCUUUGGGUGUGACAAUUAGGGAAGGGCGUGCGAAGCGGCUGCCAGGCUGAAGUCUGUAUAUAGUCUUGUUUUCACCUGCUCCAGCGCCAGGGAGCGCAGGCGGAGAAGGUCCAGUCUGACCCUGAGCCCCCAGCGCCCCCCGCCCACCGCGGUGGGGGCAGGGCCGAGGGGCGGGGCUAUGUGGAGCUGGGAGGCAGGGCAGAGUAAUUGAAGUGGCUACCGAGUUGAGCCAUGGAGAAGCCGGAGUCUCUCGCAUCAGUUAGCGGCCUCAGUGCGGAAUCCCCUCGUGGGGUUCCUAGGGCAGUACCUGGAGGUGUCAGAGGUAUACAAACAGACACCGGACUGCCCUCCGGAGUAGCCUUGUUUCGCGGUUCUGGCCCCCUUUUGCAUUCCGGGGGCACUGUAAUUCGCAGUCCUGGUCCAAUCCGGCCCUCUGAAGGGGUGGUGACCCUCAGUUCCGGACCCAUUCCGCAUCUCGCGGAGGUUGCAGGCUGUAGCCUUGGGCCCAGCAAAUUCCCUGGCACUGGAACUGGUGCAACUAGGGCGUCCACCCCUGGGCCGGGGGAGGCUAAAGUGUACAGCUCGGAGAGUAGUUCACACUCCGGGUCAACUUUGUUGCACUCUCAAAAGUAUGAGGAGCGGCCCCGGAGCAUCCUAAAAAACAGCAGUUCCAUCUUGAUGAAGAAAACCGCCAGUGCGGAGAAGAAGUCUCAGCGCUGGGAUGAGAUGAACAUCUUGGCUACCUACCAUCCUGCUGACAAAGACUAUGGCUUUAUGAAGGCAGAUGAGCCCAGCACCCCCUACCACAGGCUGCAGGAUGAGGAGGACCUGUCUGCUGGGUCUUCUCUCAAGGUGACUCCUGAGUCCCUGGCAGAGAGGUUUGCCACAAUGGACAAUUUCCUUCCCAAGGUCCUCCAGUAUGGAGACAACAAAAGCUCAAGGACUCCAGACAACUUUGCCAAGACAUACUCCAGUGAUUUUGACAAGCACCGAAAGAUACACUACAGUGAAGGGAAGUACCUGAAGACCCCGAAGAGCCUGCUCUUGGCUAACGAGGACGACAGCCCCGGGGCUAGUGCCAGCAUCAGCAGUAGUAAUCAAAGUGUGACGACGGACAUGAAGCCCAGGCCUGUGGACAAAGGCUGGGCAGGAAGACUGGCCACAGGAGUCAAAAACGAGACUGUCCUGGCGACUGACAGCCGUACCCUAGACGCCAAUGAUUCUGCUACUUACAGAAACCAGUUCCCCUCCGCUUCAGACUCUACUAUGAGGGAGCAGACUGAUCUACAGCGCAAGGAGUAUUACAGUAAAGGAAGAUACCUGAGGUCCUGUUCCCACCCCGAGAUCGGAGAAGACAUAGAAGAUGAAGGACAGAACAGUGAAACCUUGCGGCUGCAGUGGACUCAGGAGAAAGAGCCUAGGCCAUGGAAAAUGUAGCCAGCUGAGGAUGGGGUGAGGGCAGCCUUCCCUGCCCUUACCACUCUGAUGGCGGACAAUAAAGAGAACAUCAGGAGUCUG
Molecule: messenger RNA, 1526 nt
Organism: Mesocricetus auratus (golden hamster)
Lineage: Eukaryota; Metazoa; Chordata; Mammalia; Rodentia; Cricetidae
Biological process (GO): regulation of signal transduction
Molecular function (GO): protein phosphatase inhibitor activity
Source: RefSeq, a predicted model, not a curated record